UCACAGACCGCUUAUAUAGUCAAAGAUAUUCCGGGCCUAAUAGUGAUCCCUAACCCAUUCAGCCCAGAAGCUCAAAGGGCAAUGAUUGCACAAUGCCUCACAGACUUUGCUCGACCACCCAAUACAUCCAACCAUGACGCAUUUUUCAAGAUACCCGAAACAGGACUCUGGCCUCUUUAUGUGGCCGAGCAAUCCGGAGCCAAGUCUAUUCCGACAGUGCCUCCAAAGGAAAAAAGCCAGGGUGCUUUUUUGGCCAACUCAUUGCUGUCACCCACAGAUAUGCUCCGUAAGCAGCGGUGGGUUACGCUCGGAUAUCAAUAUCACUGGGGUACAAAAGAAUAUGAUCUCGAGCGAGAUAUCAAAGUACCCUCGACAGUGGGUGAGAUGGCUGUGGAUGUGGUGACUGCAAUCCAAGGAAUUGGUGGUGAAGGCUGGACGAAUUCAUACCAGGCCAAUGAUUUUGCAGCUGAGGCCGGAGUAAUUAAUUAUUAUCAGAUCAAAGACACUUUGAUGGCCCAUGUUGAUAAAAGUGAACUAAACAUGGAAGCCCCACUUGUUUCCGCCAGCUUUGGAUUGUCGUGCAUUUAUCUUCUUGGAGGUCCCACAAAGGAAACACCCCCUGUAGCUCUCCGCCUAUCCAGUGGCGAUAUUAUUGUCAUGACGGGAGCUUGUCGGAAAGCCUAUCAUGGGGUUCCUAGGAUCCUUGAAGGCACGUUGCCAGAUUACCUCGGAUCUGAUGCGUUUGGUGACCAGUUGGAUGGGGAGCUUCUUGGAAAAUGGAUGAAUAGUACUCGUAUUAACCUCAACAUUCGUAAAGUAUUUCCC
Phycomyces blakesleeanus NRRL 1555(-) is the source of this 825-nucleotide messenger RNA. RefSeq lists its product as hypothetical. The annotation marks the transcript as partial. The record is from RefSeq and is a predicted model, not a curated record. The transcript is spliced from 3 exons. Gene Ontology annotation, cellular component: cytoplasm; nucleus. NCBI's taxonomy places the organism in Eukaryota, Fungi, Mucoromycota, Mucoromycetes, Mucorales, Phycomycetaceae.